UUAAGAUUAGUAAAAAGAGAACGCCCCGGAGAUAAAAGUUGUGAGGAAAGAGCGGCCCGCCCUGAAAUAGAUGCCUUGGUGUUAAGCCAAUUUGUAAGCAAGGCUAACCACGAAAAAUACAAUUGCCCGAACUGUGACUUAAAAAAUUAUCCUUCGCAACUGCCACCAGGAGGUAAUGAUAGCAAUCUCUCAAUUGGCUCUAACGAAAAUAGUUUUCCUACCGAUAAUUCCGAGAGGAGAACGCCUGACCAGCAAUCAAAAGAAAAAUCAUCGGUUCAAUCGGACAGAAGCAAAUG
Racocetra persica is the source of this 296-nucleotide messenger RNA. The record is from the annotation of a GenBank genome assembly. Lineage: Eukaryota; Fungi; Glomeromycota; Glomeromycetes; Diversisporales; Gigasporaceae.